Coniophora puteana RWD-64-598 SS2 is the source of this 1839-nucleotide messenger RNA. RefSeq lists its product as uncharacterized. Gene Ontology annotation, cellular component: mitochondrial inner membrane. The record is from RefSeq and is a predicted model, not a curated record. NCBI's taxonomy places the organism in Eukaryota, Fungi, Basidiomycota, Agaricomycetes, Boletales, Coniophoraceae. Bases 1 to 1818 code for a protein of 605 amino acids. Gene Ontology annotation, molecular function: electron-transferring-flavoprotein dehydrogenase activity; iron-sulfur cluster binding. The transcript is spliced from 4 exons. Gene Ontology annotation, biological process: electron transport chain.
AUGUUGUUGACCAGAGCAACACGCGCCUUACGCGUCCGUUCGACACACAGGGCUCUUCAUUCCACUUCACGGCUCAGGCGAGAGCCAUUCGACCCAGCUGCUGUCGAACGCGUCUCCGAUGAAGUCGACGUUUGCAUCGUAGGAGGUGGUCCGGCCGGCCUCAGUGCCGCCAUUCGUCUCAAGCAGCUCGAGCAGGAGAAAGGCAACGAGAUCAGAGUAGUCGUUCUCGAAAAGGGCUCAGAAGUUGGCUCACAUAUCCUCUCUGGCGCUGUCAUCGAGCCCCGCGCCCUCAACGAGCUCCUCCCUGAAUGGCAGAGCCGCGACGACCUCCCCGCCAUGCAACCCGCCACCUCCUCCAAAAUGCGCUUCCUCACCAGCUCCAUGUCUGUGCCCAUCCCGCACCCCCCGCAGAUGGGCAACAAGGGCAACUACAUCGUCUCCCUCUCUCGCUUCACUGCCUGGCUCGGCGCAGUAGCAGAGGAGAUGGGCGUCGAAGUCUACCCGGGCUUUGCCGGCGCAGGCGUCGUCUACGACAAGACUGGCACCCAGGUGCUUGGUGUGCGCACGAACGAGGUUGGCUUGGACCGCCAGUUCCGGAUGAAGGAUUCGUUCGAGCCUGGUAUGGAGUUCCGCGCCAAAGUCACGCUCAUUGCCGAGGGCGCACAUGGGUCCUUGUCAAAGGAGCUUAUUCGCAAGUUUGACCUGCGCAAGGACGCAGAUCCGCAGACGUAUGGGAUUGGGCUGAAGGAGGUCUGGCGCGUCGACCCGAGCGAGUAUAGGCCCGGCGAGGUCGUUCAUACUAUGGGCUGGCCGCUCGAUUACCGGACAUACGGAGGCGGAUGGGUGUACCACAUGGCGGACGGGCUUGUUAGCUUGGGUCUCGUUAUCGGUCUGGAUUAUUCGAAUCCGUACCUCAGCCCGUACCGCGAGCUGCAGCGCAUGAAACACCACCCCUACUUCCGCAAGCUUCUCGGCGGCGACUCGACCCGCAUCGCAUACGGUGCGCGCGUACUCAACGAGGGCGGCCUGCAGUCUGUGCCGAAGCUCAACUUCCCCGGCGGCGCUUUAAUCGGGUGCUCUGCCGGGUUCGUCAACAUCGCCAAGAUCAAGGGCACGCACAACGCGAUGAAGAGCGGCAUGCUCGCCGCCGAAGCCGCCGCCGACGCGCUCUCGUCGCAAGAAAUCUCGGUGGAGGAGGAAAAGACGGCGGAUAUGAGCGCGUACGACACGUCGCUCCGCGCGUCGUGGGUGCACGACGACCUGCACGAGGUGCGCAACCUGCGCGGCUCGUUCGACACGCGGCUGGGCAUAUGGGGCGGCAUCGCGUACUCGGGCGUGGACUCGUUGAUCUUGAAGGGCCGCACGCCGUGGACGUUCCGUAACAAGACGAAGACGCUCGAUGCGAACCACACGAAGCCGGCGCUGUGGAGCACGCCGAUAGAGUACCCGCCGUUCGAGCCGCCGCUCUCGACGGAUCUGCUGACGAGUGUUGCGCUCACGGGCACGAAUCAUGCGGAGGACCAGCCGGUUCAUCUGCGUGUGCGCAAGAACGGGGACGAGAGCACGGAGGUGAGGGUGAACCACGUGCGAAGGAAUGUGCAGGACUUUGGCGAGCUGCUGGGCCGGGCGUGUCCGGCUGCUGUGUAUGAGUAUGUCGAGGACGAGGCGAAGAGCGAGGGGAGUUGGGGAGGGAAGAAGUUGGUGAUCAACUCUCAGAACUGCAUCCACUGCAAGCUUUGUGACAUUAAGGUGCCCACGCAGGACAUCGACUGGACCGUCCCAGAAGGAGGCGGUGGGCCCAAGUACACCAUUACCUGAGUAUGGGGGAACGAAAAUGGC